AUGUGUUUGAGAGAAGGAUAUCGAGGAAAAUAUUCGGUUCAAAAAGAAACAAUGAAGGAGAAUAUGAAAUACGGAACAACAAAAUGUCUGGAAGAAAUAUAUAACAAACCUAGCAUUUUUGGAACAAUGAAAAAUACGCGAAGAAGUUGGGCGGGACAUGUAUGGAGAUCAGAAGUACUGAUCAAACAAAUAACAGCGCGGAAACCAAACAAAAAGAUACCCGGAGAAAGACAAGACCCAGACAAAGAUGGACACACAGAAAAAAGGAAGAUCCGAGGAUAUUGA
Messenger RNA from Cinara cedri, 285 nucleotides. NCBI's taxonomy places the organism in Eukaryota, Metazoa, Arthropoda, Insecta, Hemiptera, Aphididae. The record is from the annotation of a GenBank genome assembly.